Castor canadensis (American beaver) is the source of this 5189-nucleotide messenger RNA. It is a transcript of the gene Srl, whose product is annotated as sarcalumenin. Gene Ontology annotation, molecular function: GTP binding. NCBI's taxonomy places the organism in Eukaryota, Metazoa, Chordata, Mammalia, Rodentia, Castoridae. The record is from RefSeq and is a predicted model, not a curated record.
CAGCUGGGCUCUCUUGGCAGUCACCAUGAGGGCGCUGCUCCUGCUCUGCUGCUUCCUGGCCUCACUUCUGCUCUCUGGACAAGCAGAACUGCAAGUCCCUGCUUCGGGUGGCACAGAAGAUGUUGGCAAUUUGUUGGAGAAUCAUUUCUCUGCUGGAGAUGCAAGUCUAGAGGAGAAAGAAAGGGCGGUUUAUGCAGAUGCGGCCCCUGGAGACAAGAAUCUGCUCCUUCACUACCCAGACAGCAGGGAGGCUGAGAGCUUGGAGCAGACCACCGCUGGGGUCCCUCCUGCUGCCACCGGCCUGGGCUCUGAGUCUGAAGCCAGCCUCUCCAAUGCCUCAGCUACAGAGUCAGCUCCAUCUGGGGGUGCUGCAGAGCCUGGGGAGGGAGAGGAGGUCUCACCAGCAGCAGGUGCCCUUCUUCCAGGAGGGGACAAGGGGCCCAUGGAAGAAGGGAGGCCAGAGCUCAGUUCCAGAGAGGAACCAGGAGAGGAGGAGGCUGAGAUGGAGCUCUCUAUGAAGGGGGCUGCCAGUGGGGAGGCAGAAGUACAGGUGGAGAAUAGUGAGGGGGAAGUCAAGGUUGUUGUAGGAGACAGCCUUGUACAGGCAGCAGCAGCCAUAGCAGAGCCUGAAACCAUAGGAGCCUCUCCUAGUUUAGAGGGUGAAGAGGUCCAUGCCCCAGAGGUGGAAGGUAAGGACAGCUCAGGACCUGAUCACCAGCCAGCAGAGCUAGAUGGAAUCCAGGAUGCUGGCAGAGUAUCUGCAGAAGAGUCAGAGACUGCCAGUGAUGCAGAAGCUGGGAAGGUAGCUGAGGACCAGUCCCAGUCCCAGGCCCACACCCCAGAGACAGAAGACAAAGGCAGCCCAGAGUCUAAUCACCAGCACUCAGAGCUAGAUGGAACCCCUGAGGCCAUGUCUGCAGGAGUAGAGUCAGAGGCUGAGAUAGAUACAGAAACCGAGGAGAGGGCUGAGGACCAAGGGGAGUCCAGCCCCAGCCAGGAGGCUGGCCUAUCCCCAGAAGCCAGUGAAGAGUCUGGGGGUACACAGAGCUCUGGGGCUAAGGAGACUGAGGAGGAGAACCCAUCCAAGGGCCAGGUGCCAGGGAUGCCUGAGGAGGACCCGGAUGACACCUCCUCCUCUGAAGAGGAGGGUGAAGAAGGCGAAAGUGAGGAGGAAGAAGGAGUUCUAGAUAAAGAAGAGUCUGGAGAAGACAGCGGUGAUGGGGCUAGCUCAGAAGAAGAAGAGGGUACUCCUGAGGAGGCUGGGGAGCCCCAGGAAGCAUCAAGAACCACAGGCCCUAGGGAGAAAGGGGCCCAGCUCAGCACAGAGGAUUUGAAUACAAGGUCCAGGGAUGGCAAGGCCCAGGACACUGAGGCAGAGGAGCCUGAAGAGGGACAUCAGGGGACGGGGAAUCCUGUAAUUGCUGCUCAGGAAGAGACGGAUGAUGUGAGUGAAGAAGCCCCAAUGAGGGACCGCUCCCACAUUGAGAAAACUCUGAUGCUGAGUGAGGACAAGCCAUCUGAUGAUUACUCCGCGGUGCUGCAGCGGCUGCGGAAGAUCUACCAUGCAUCCAUCAAGCCCUUGGAGCAGUCUUACAAGUACAACGAGCUUCGGCAGCAUGAAAUCACAGAUGGGGAGAUUACUUCCAAACCAAUGGUGCUGUUCCUGGGACCGUGGAGUGUUGGCAAGUCCACCAUGAUAAACUACCUCCUUGGAUUGGAAAACACUCGCUACCAGCUCUAUACAGGUGCUGAGCCCACCACCUCUGAGUUCACGGUCCUCAUGCACGGGCCCAAGCUGAAAACCAUCGAGGGCAUUGUCAUGGCUGCCGACAGUGCCCGAUCCUUCUCACCCCUGGAGAAGUUUGGCCAGAAUUUCCUGGAGAAGCUAAUUGGCAUUGAGGUUCCCCACAAACUUCUGGAGCGGGUCACUUUUGUGGAUACACCAGGCAUUAUUGAGAACCGCAAACAGCAAGAGAGAGGCUACCCCUUCAAUGAUGUGUGCCAGUGGUUCAUUGACAGAGCCGACCUCAUCUUUGUCGUCUUUGACCCCACCAAGCUAGACGUGGGUCUGGAGCUGGAGAUGCUCUUCCGUCAGCUGAAGGGACGUGAGUCCCAGAUAAGGAUCAUCCUGAACAAGGCUGACAACCUGGCCACCCAAAUGCUCAUGCGGGUGUAUGGGGCCCUUUUCUGGAGCUUGGCUCCUCUCAUCAAUGUCACAGAGCCCCCUCGGGUUUACGUCAGCUCCUUCUGGCCACAAGACUAUAAACCCGACACUCACUGGGAACUGUUCCUCAAAGAAGAGAUCUCGCUCCUGGAAGACCUGAACCAGGUGAUCGAGAACAGGUUGGAGAACAAGAUCGCAUUCAUCCGUCAGCAUGCCAUCCGGGUCCGUAUUCACGCCCUCUUGGUUGACCGCUACCUGCAGACUUACAGGGAAAAAAUGACCUUCUUCAGUGAUGGAGAACUGGUCUUUAAGGACAUUGUGGAAGAUCCUGAUAAAUUCUACAUCUUCAAGACCAUCCUGGCAAAGACCAAUGUCAGCAAAUUUGACCUUCCCAACCGUGAGGCCUACAAGGACUUCUUUGGCAUCAACCCCAUUUCCAAUUUCAAACUCCUCUCUCAACAGUGCUCUUACAUGGGAGGUUGUUUUCUGGAGAAGAUUGAGCGGGCCAUCACUCAGGAGCUUCCCAGCCUCCUGGGUAGUCUUGGGCUUGGGAAGAAUCCAGGUGCUUCCAACUGUGACAAAACAGGGUGUGGCGAGACCCCAAAGAAUCGCUACAAGAAGCACUAGGUUGGGUAUAGCCUUUCUUUCUCGGGUCCCUGUUGAUGAAUGAGCUUGUGUCCUAAAUGUCUGAGAAGUCCUGGUUUAUUAACCCUUUGAGCCACACUGGUGAGGAUCAGUGUACAUUGGAGAAUUGGGAAUUCAUUGAGGUUGGUGGUGGGGGCAGGUGCAUGGAUCUGGGGAGGAGAGUGGAAACUGUGAAUUAUAGUGUGCUUGUCAUAUUGCUUCAGUGAGGAGGCCUGGGUGAGGCACCCAGGCUUCCUUUGCUUUUCCUGGGUUCUGUCUUGGAGGGACAGAGAGCAGCUAAACUGUAGUGCAUAUUAAUUCAUGAAGGUCAAAUAAGCUCUAUGCAGCUGAAAUUCCUUUUUCCCUGGUAAGCUAGGUGAAUAGUGUAACCUGAGUAAUGGAGCUCUCAAGUCUGUGUCACCUCCUUCCACACAUAGUCUUGUUGUUCCCCAUCCCUCCUAUGCUCUUUCCCAGGCCGAGUCCUUUCAGCAGUGGACAGUCUCUUGGGUUUAAAUCUACCAGGGUUUUGAGCCCAUCCCUGGAAACUCUUGUUUCCCCAAAAGGUGAAGCAGUGGCUUGCCCACCAGCACACUGGAAGAGGAUAAGAGUUCCCAGGUGAGGGUGACGUUCUUCCUCCCCAAGUGCCAUUUCUGUGAUGUCUCAGCUGGGGAGCUUAGAUACUUCACCAGCCCCAAGAGUAAGGUGUAUUCGGGUAAUUCCCUUCUUAAAACUGAUUUACAUGAAGGUACUAGAAGGGCUCAGGGGGUUAGUUGGUUUGCAGUGUGUCUUUGUCUAUUGCAUGUCUUGGAAAAUUCAGAUCUCAAAGGCGCUGGGUUCAGAGAGGACAACGGAGGCCUUGUCUCUUGUCCCUGGGGACAUCUCUGAAUAGCCAGCCUCUCCCAAGUUUAGCUAUUUCCACAACUUCUCUGUGGAAGCACUUGGCAGAGGAGUUGCCCUUUCCAGUUCCCAUUACCAUGGCUUUUCCUUUCCUUUCCAUUCCCUGAUGCACCAACACUUAAAACUCAAGAAAAUUUUCCUAGGAUCAGAACCAGUCUCAGUCACUCGGUGUUGGUGGCAACCAAAGCCUAAGGCUCAUCCCACCUGUGUGUGAUGCAGACAUCUGCUAAAUGCACCACAGGAAAAUCAGGGCCUUCAAACACCAGUGGGUGUGAAUUUAUGUGGACAUCACCAGAGAGAGAGAUUGGGGAGAUGACAUACCCAAGGGCACAAAGAAAGGACUCAUCGAGAGUCCUGCAAGGCCAGCGUACACUGCCACCUUGGAGGGGUGUGGACAUGAACAGCCUUCUGAUGGAGCAUGCAAGAUGAAGUCUCUGUGCAUCCAGAAGAGGCCAGGGCUACCUCAAGGGACUCCUUUCAGCACAGCUGGCAGCUCCUUUUGGAAGUAAGCUGUCUUGGAGGCCUUGACUUGGUCUUAGUAUCCACCAGCACCAGAAAGUAAUCUAGACCAGAGGGAAAGCGGAGAGAAGGCUAAGCCAGACUUACUUCCUCUGAGGAUCAGUUAGUAUACACGGACUGGUGACCAGUGGGGUUCACAUGGACAACCACAACUUAGGAGUUCGCGUUUCUCAGAAUUCUUAGCUGUCCAGUGGCUGCUACAAGGGAGACUGCUGCUUUGGGGUCUGUGUAGGGUCUGGUAUCUCCCAACACAGAGCCAGAGGCCUCAAAGCUGCCAGGACACUGUUUCCAACGAGCAAGUCAACAGGAAAAGAAAAGUGAGUUCGGUAAGGGCCCAUCCAUGAUGCCUAGUGGCCAGGGCAGAUGUGCUGCAAUCUGUCUUGGACUUUUCUUCUCAUUAAAACAAACAAAAAUUCCCUAGCCCCUUCCUCCUUCUCCAUCGCUUGCCCUUUUGGGAGACUGUCCUUCCCACCUUUCUUCUUCGUGCUCCUCAUGCCUUUGGGCUGCUUUUGGUGUAUUUUUUUCUCAAUGCAGUCAGGGAAAUAAAAAAUGUGGAACUGUAUGGGCCUUGUCAUAGCUUUGGGGGAAGCAGGUGGAAUGAGGCUAAUAAAUUCAAGCAAUAUUUGUAUUUUGGGGAGUGCACCUUGUUAGUUUGCCCCCUCUGGAUUUUUCCUUUCUCCAUUUCUUUUCUUUUUCUCUCUUCGUUCUGUUCUUCUUCUCACAUGCUGACUAACCUUUCCUAUACUGUCCGUAGGCCUAUUGAUCUCUCAGCACAGGUUCUCGGACCUUUUCUCUGCCCAGCUCUGUGCAGAUGGAUUUCAAGCAGAAUUCUGAGUCUUUGGGACAGGGGGCUGGGAACUAGAGAUUCCCCAAAAGGAGUACCUUUGAAUGUCUGUGCCAGAUCAGUAGCUGACCCUUUCCAGUGUUCUUUCCAUUCUGAUUUCAGCAGGAAGAACGUCUCAAUAAAGUUCCAGUCUCUCUUUAA